Molecule: messenger RNA, 2436 nt
Organism: Cloeon dipterum
Lineage: Eukaryota; Metazoa; Arthropoda; Insecta; Ephemeroptera; Baetidae
Product: zinc transporter ZIP1-like
Exons: 3
Coding region: 62-1456 (464 amino acids)
Biological process (GO): zinc ion transmembrane transport
Cellular component (GO): plasma membrane
Molecular function (GO): zinc ion transmembrane transporter activity
Source: RefSeq, a predicted model, not a curated record
GCGUGGAGUGUGGUGGUUUCGCGGUGAUACAGUGUCCGGCGAGAGAACAGACAGACAUACAAUGGAAGAGGAUCACGUGGUGGACGACCUGCUGGUGGCCAAGGUGGUGGCCAUGGUGGUGCUGGGCGCGUCGAGCCUGCUGCUGGGCGUGCUGCCGUUGCGUCUGGCGCAGUGGCUGCGCUGGGAGUUCACGGCGGCGCGCUCGCAGCUCGUCCUCUCGCUGCUGCUCUGCUUCGGCGGCGGGGUGCUCUUCUACACCACCUUCCUCCACCUGCAGCCCGAGGUGCGGGAGGCCGUGGCCGUCCUGCAGCGCAACGGCCACCUGCCCACGCCCGAGGGCCACAUCCACCUGGCCGAACUGAUUUUCUGCUGCGGAUUUUUCUUCGUCUACCUUGUCGAGGAGCUGGUGCACGUCUGUCUCGACUCGAGACACGAGGAGGAUGACGAGGCCGUCCUCCACCGCACCAUGUCCAUCAGGAAGUGCGGACGACACCCUGAGCUCGCCGCCGACGCCGCCUCUGCUGGCACCGUCAACCAGCAGAAUCUCAUCCCCAGGGUGUCGCUCAGCGGCAAGACCACAGACUCCGGCAGCUCCACACAGGGUUUGAUCUCGGCGGGCUCGACGUUGAACCUGAGCAAGCCGUCGGCGCUGGACGCCGAGGCCCGCAUGACCGGCGGCCCUUUGGCUCUGGUCUCCAACGCCGUGCUGCCUGAAAACUGUCCAGUGCGGCAUUCGCAUCACGGCCACUCGCACGUCAUCCCCGUGGACUCGAAUGGCAGCGGCGGCAACAACAAGUCGACGGUGGCGACCUCCUUCCGCGGCCUGCUGGCGGUGCUCGCGUUAUCCUUCCACGCGGUCUUCGAGGGUCUGGCCGUGGGUCUGGAGACGAGCGUGGCCAACGUGUGGUACCUGUUCGCUGCGAUCGCCACCCACAAGCUGGUCAUCGCCUUCUGCGUCGGCGUCGAGCUGAUGAACUCUGGCACCAGGAAGUGUCUCCUAGUUCUCUACGUGGCCACGUUCGCCGUUGUGUCGCCGCUCGGCAUCGCCAUCGGGGUCGCCGUCGCCGCCAACGCCGACAACACGUCCACCCUGACGCCGACGACGGUCGUGCUUCAGGGCAUGGCCGCCGGCACGCUCGUCUACGUCGUCUUCUUCGAGGUGCUGCAGCGCGAGCGCGCCAACACGCAGUCCGGCUUCUUCCAGCUUGUCGCCAUCAUCUGCGGAUUCAUCAUCAUGCUCUGCCUCCAGCUCAUCACUGGACACGAGCACAACCACGACCACGAAGACGAGCACAGUCACCACGAUCACGAGCACCCUGUGACGGCGGCCGCGCCGACCCUGAGCUCGGUUCUUCCACAGCUGGUGCAGAACCUGACUGAAAAGGUGGCGAGCACGUUGGCAGGCACAACGAUGGCGCCGCACCACCACGACCAUGACCACGAUCACCACCACUGAGAGGACCCAUUAUCAAGCCGCGACGCGUAAAGACAAUGGAACGUGCGCGGACGAGACGAAAAAUAAUGUUGUUCAAGCAGUUAUUGAUAUAAUGAGUAUUCCUCCGGAUCGGUGUUUGCGUGUAUUAUUCGUAGCAAAAAAUUAUUAACUAUUUUUCUGAGAAAACUUAAUUGAAAAUGGCGAAAAACGAUCGAAUGUGAAAGAAAGUAUGGCAGGGACUGAUCAACGUUCUUAUAAAUUAAUUAAUUAAUGUUUGUCGACGAGACGAAUGUACACCGUCGUGUACUGGAUUAUUGCGAAUCCUUUGUUCGAUUCACAGGGUAGUAGAGGGCAGAAAACUGUAAUAUUAAAUAUUAGUUGCGGAAAGGAAGGUGUUGAUUUACAUGUGAUCUGCAACGAUUUUAAAAUUGUAAUAGUUCCAUUUCAAGUCUUUUUAAAUAUUUAACAUAACGUAUUGGCAUUUCAGAUUUGAUAAAUUGCUAGUCAAGCUAAUGACUUAGGGGCUUUUAUAAAAUUAAGCUCUUAAAUUACUAAAUGAAGGGAAUUUUACUCAGUGCAGAAACAAGACAAAAAUGUUAUAAAACAAAUUAAAUUUAGUUGGGAAGAGGAUUCACAAGAUAAAUGUUUAAAACAAAAUUUAAGCGUUACUAUUUUUCACUGUUUUCGGUCUCUAAUGUUUUUAUUAGUGUGCUAGUGUCCUUCAAAUUUCAACCGAGAGUCACACACUACUUGUACUUUUAUCGCAAAUUCAACUAUUUGGCCUUUAUCUAAACGUGACCAGUCGUAAGCUUUCUAUUCUGAACGAGUUCCUCUUGUGAUACUAACCACGCACUUAAGUAAAAACUUCAUUUUCAGCACAAAUAAAAUUGUCAGUGUGAACAAAUAAAAUAACGAAUAUUUAACGAAAAUCGGUGCCAACGAGUGAUGUAUGACUGAGACAAAAGUGCUGUUUUUUUCCAAUAAAACUGUUGAGAGCGCAA